AUGUGGCUGGGCGGCCGCGGAUGGCUCGGCUUCCUUGUGCAGUGGCGCUUGGUUCUGCGGCCCUUCAGCUUUGCCAGGACUUGGGGUGGCUGUAGGGGGCCGAUGGCGGGAACACUGUCUACCGGAGAGGAGUCAGGAGGCGGGCUGAGGACGCUGGUGCAGCAAAACGGAGAUGCUGGGAGCGACGCGAAGGAUGAGUCGCUCCCGGGACCCCCGGAGCCGACAGGCCGCGGAGCGGAGCCGGCCGUGGGAAGUGGGGAUGCAGCCCCGGAGAGCGGAGAGCCGGCUUCAGCGCCAGCUGCCGACCCGGGCAAACGUAAGAAGCGGCGGGGUGCAGCCGGGGAGCGCGUGGUGCCGCCCCCAAAGAAAAGGCGCACUGGGGUCAGCUUUGGCGACGAGCAUUUCGCAGAGACCAGCUACUACUUCGAGGGCGGCCUGCGCAAGGUGCGGCCCUAUUACUUUGACUUCCGGACCUACUGUAAAGGCCGCUGGGUGGGCCACAGCUUGCUGCACGUCUUCAGCACCGAGUUCCGAGCACAGCCGCUGGCCUACUACGAGGCCGCGGUCCGGGCAGGCCGCCUGCACCUCAACGAAAAGCCAGUACGAGACCUCAGCAUCGUGCUCAAGGACAAUGAUUUCUUGCGGAACACAGUGCACAGGCAUGAGCCACCAGUCACAGCAGAGCCUAUUCGCCUGCUGGCUGAGAACGAAGAUGUGGUGGUUGUAGACAAGCCUUCCUCCAUUCCUGUUCACCCCUGUGGCCGCUUCCGACACAACACGGUCAUCUUCAUCCUAGGCAAGGAGCACCAGCUGAAGGAGCUACACCCAUUACAUCGGCUUGACCGCCUGACCUCAGGGGUACUCAUGUUUGCCAAGACAGCUGUGGUCUCUGAGAGGAUUCAUGAGCAGGUUCGGGACCGGCAGCUGGAGAAGGAAUAUGUGUGCCGGGUUGAAGGGGAGUUCCCUGCCACAGAGAUGACCUGCAAGGAACCCAUCUUAGUGGUGUCUUACAAGGUGGGAGUAUGCCGUGUGGAUCCCCGGGGCAAGCCCUGUGAGACAGUGUUCCAGAGGCUGAGCUACAAUGGCCACUCCAGUGUGGUACGGUGCCAGCCACUCACAGGCCGUACCCACCAGAUCCGAGUCCACCUCCAAUUCCUAGGCCACCCCAUUCUCAAUGACCCCAUCUACAAUUCUGUUGCCUGGGGUCCCUCCCGAGGCCGGGGUGGCCACAUUCCCAAGACAGAUGAGGAACUGCUCCGGGAUUUGGUUGCAGAGCACCAGGCCAAACAGAGCUUGGAUGUGCUAGAUCUCUGUGAGGGUGACCUGUCCACAGGACUCACAGACUCGACAGCCCCCUCCUCGGAGUCAGCCAACGAUAGCCUGGAAGAGUUGGCUACAGCUCCCCAGAAGAUGGAUGGAGUGCAUGAGGCAGCCUCUCAGCAUCUGGGCACACCUGGUAUGGCAGCUGAAACACAUGGUAUGAAUCAAGAGACAGACCCACUCUGUGCAGAGUGCCGGCUGGUGCGACAGGAUCCCUUGCCACAGGACCUCAUAAUGUUCCUGCAUGCCUUCCGCUACAAGGGGCCAGACUUUGAGUAUGUUUCACCCAUGCCUGCCUGGGCCCAGGAAGACUGGCAAGAAGACUGAGGACUGUGGCCAGUGGAGGGAUUGCUUCUUUGGUUGGGGCAGGGAUGGACCAUGGCCCAGGGGCUGACCCAGGAGCUAGUACUCAGGGUUUCUAUAAAAGUAGGUUGGGCUCUAAGGAGACCUGCUCAUACUUGCUACCUCCUUCCUUUUCCCUCCAGCUAGAAUUUGGGAAUUUUCUGGUUUGUAAAUAUAUCUCUUUUU
Messenger RNA from Castor canadensis (American beaver), 1848 nucleotides. RefSeq names its product RNA pseudouridine synthase domain containing 2 (gene Rpusd2). Gene Ontology annotation, biological process: enzyme-directed rRNA pseudouridine synthesis. NCBI's taxonomy places the organism in Eukaryota, Metazoa, Chordata, Mammalia, Rodentia, Castoridae. The record is from RefSeq and is a predicted model, not a curated record. Gene Ontology annotation, molecular function: pseudouridine synthase activity; RNA binding.